This is a messenger RNA of Puccinia graminis f. sp. tritici CRL 75-36-700-3, 1332 nucleotides long. RefSeq lists its product as uncharacterized. Bases 61 to 1332 code for a protein of 423 amino acids. The transcript is spliced from 2 exons. Lineage: Eukaryota; Fungi; Basidiomycota; Pucciniomycetes; Pucciniales; Pucciniaceae. The record is from RefSeq and is a predicted model, not a curated record.
UCGUGACGCGUCAGGUCGCGUGUGUAAACUGGAGAAGUGCGUAUUUUCGGCCAGGCAAGCAUGGACUCUCAUCCUUCUACUUCCACCUCGGAUGGUCUUCAGCCUUCGAGCCUUUCCGAGAUAUGUCUCAGCCUAGUAUUCCGCCAGCUCAUCUCAAUCCUCACUGAAAUUCAAGACUCGGAACAAAAUACUUACGCCGGAAGACAGAAACAACUUUUCAAGCUGUUAGAUUUCUUCAAGAAGCCUCAAUCUCGGUCCGAUUCCUGCCCCAUUCCAUCUGUAGCACCCCAUCUGGUGAAAAAGUUAAUCAAGCUAUACAUCGAGCACGUCUCUCUCGAUACGCUGGACUAUGGCCCAAACGAAUUGCCUUUGGUCUUCUAUCUUUCGAUAUGUUCGAUCUACUCCGACCUCGACACCUUCGGCUUCAAGACGCGUGAAUCCCACCUCGACAGGGAGCCCUGCUAUCACCAACUCCGUCUGGACAAGCCUAUCGAACUCGAAUUGGUUCAGAAGCAUCUCCAGGCCUCUCAGUGUAUCACGAUACUCGACCUGACGGGAGACAGAAAAUUUACCGAUUCUGGGCUGCUUCAUCUCCACCAUCUCAUUGGUAGUUCAGUCAGAUCGAUCAUACUCGACCAUACCUCUGUUACCGACCUAGGAAUUGCCCAUCUUUCUCGCUCGCUUGGGACGGCUGAAGAUUCAUCAGGCCAGACCAGUGAACUUUCCUCUCCCGAGGCGUUUAGAGAGUUAAGGUCAAUUAGUUGCAGGGGCUUGUAUGAUAUAACCGAUCGCUCUGCCAAGAAAUUCAGUCGGUUUCCAAACCUUUUAUCCAUUGACCUGACCGGUACAUCGUGUACAGAUGCGACGCGGCUUAUCUUGAAUAGGUCCCAGACUGCACAUCACAAGCAGUUUCACUUCCGGCCUGCGCAAACUGAAAAAGAACUCGAGUCAUUCUCUCGUAGUUUAGAGCCAUCUGAAAAAUUGAAAAAACUAUUGAACCAGGAUAAGGAAUCAAUACGAUCUGAUAGCUCAUUCUUUUUUCAAAUCAAUCGAAGCGAUCGAGCUUAUUCCAAGAAUUAUGGGGCCACCUUAGAGUCAUCAGCUUUUUCCAAGCGCUUUCGACCUUUUUGUCUCCUCAGAAGUGUUUCCGCUGCCCCUUCCUCCUCCUCUACUACACCUGCAGACGUUCGCAAUCCAUCCACAUCAAAUUCAAGCAAUCCUCAAGUUCAGAUCUCCAAGCAAUCAUCUUCUCUCCCCUUGAUCAAACGAAAGAAACUCAACCCUUCCAUCCUUGAUGACUUGCUUGAGGUCAAAAAGUCUUUCAAAAAGUAG